Molecule: messenger RNA, 1704 nt
Organism: Saxophila tyrrhenica
Lineage: Eukaryota; Fungi; Ascomycota; Dothideomycetes; Mycosphaerellales; Extremaceae
Gene: URA7
Product: CTP synthase ura7
Exons: 3
Coding region: 1-1704 (567 amino acids)
Biological process (GO): CTP biosynthetic process; pyrimidine nucleobase biosynthetic process
Cellular component (GO): cytoplasm; cytoophidium
Molecular function (GO): identical protein binding; CTP synthase activity
Source: RefSeq, a predicted model, not a curated record
AUGGGCCUGAAGGUGACUUCAAUCAAGAUCGACCCUUAUAUCAACGUCGAUGCGGGCACUAUGAACCCCAAGGAGCACGGCGAGGUCUACGUUCUGGAUGACGGCGGUGAGGCGGACCUGGACCUUGGGAACUACGAGCGCUACCUCAACAUCACCCUUUCACGCUCCAACAACAUCACUCUUGGUAAGAUCUAUCAACGGGUGAUUGAGAAGGAGAGGCGCGGCGACUACCUCGGCAAGACAGUUCAAGUGGUGCCGCAUGUAACUGGCGAGAUCGAGAAAUGGAUUAAGGAUGUUGCAAAGGCACCCGUCGAUGACACCGGCGAGGAGCCGGAUGUGUGCAUCAUCGAGCUCGGAGGCACGAUCGGCGACAUCGAGGGCAUGGCGUUCGUCGAGGCACUUACCGAGCUUAGGCGGAAUUGCGCCAGAGAGGAUUUCAUGCAGAUCCAUGUCUCUUACAUUCCGGUGGUGCACGGAGAGCAGAAGUCGAAGCCCACACAGAUGGCCAUCAAGGCGGUACGAAGCGCUGGUCUGAUCCCGGAUUUGAUCGCUUGUCGUUGCGAGUGGCCGCUGGAGAAGGGCACGACCGACAAGAUUGCGCGCUUCUGUCAAGUGCCUGAUGGCCACGUUCUUGCCGUCCGAGAUAUGCCAUCAACAUACCAAGUACCCAUGCUUCUGGACGAACAAAACCUCAACGAGCUUAUGACUUCGACUCUCCAACUCGACCGGAUUCCGCGCUCGGCAGAAUUAUUAGAGAAAGGAGCCCGCAUAUGGCAGCACUGGAAGCGGCUGGCAAUUGAUAUCGAGUACGCGCGUGAGGAGGUCGAGAUUGUGCUCGUCGGCAAGUAUCUGGAGCAGCCCGACUCCUACCUCUCGGUCAUCAGAUCUCUCGAGCAUGCUUCGAUGUGGUGUGGUCGGAAGCUCAAGGUGAAGUAUGUGGACGCGGAAGCGCUCGAACCGGCGAUGAAAACGAAGGAUGGAGCAGCCCACUUCAGCGCCUGGCGGGAUCUUGUCACAGCGCAAGGUAUUCUUGUUCCUGGCGGAUUUGGCACUCGAGGCACCGAAGGAAUGAUUGCAGCCGCCAGACAUGCUCGCGAAAACAAGAUACCGUAUCUCGGAAUCUGCUUAGGCAUGCAGAUCGCCGUGGUCGAAUUUGCGAGAGACAUUUGCCAAAUCCCACUGCCACAGGCUACAUCAUACGAAUUCGACGGCACCGAUGACGACCGCUUGAUCAUCGUCAUGCUGGAGCAUCAUCCUGGUCAGCUCGGUGGGACGAUGCGACUUGGUCUGAGACCGACCUACUGGCAGCCUGACACCGAGUGGAGUAAGCUGCGUGCUCUUUACGGCCUGAAGAAUGAGAGCAUCAACGAGCGGCACCGUCAUCGCUACGAAGUCAAUCCGAAGUACAUUGAGCAACUCCACGACGCGGGUCUCACUUUCAUCGGCAAGGACGAGAAGGGUGAACGUAUGGAGAUCAUCGAGCUAAAGGACCAUCCAUGGUUCGUGGGCGUUCAGUUCCACCCAGAGUACAUCUCGCGAGUCCUCCAGCCCAGCAAGCCGUAUUUGGGAUUCAUCGCGGCUUCUGCGGGAAUACUAGAUCAGGUUACGAACGGUGAGAAGGGACUCAAUGGGGGCUACAAAGGGUUGAACGGAGUCUCAAGCAUAGCUACUGGGCUGGUCAACGGGGAGAGCGCGGCGUUUUGA